Molecule: messenger RNA, 4110 nt
Organism: Lepisosteus oculatus (spotted gar)
Lineage: Eukaryota; Metazoa; Chordata; Actinopteri; Semionotiformes; Lepisosteidae
Source: RefSeq, a predicted model, not a curated record
CCCUCCACUCCGCGCUCGGAGCUACGCGCACCGCGGAGACGAGACGCGUUUGGCUGGGAAGCCGGGGCCGCCGUGUAUUGGCGAGCUGCGGAUGACACGUCUCUCCCCCUCGCCGCCCCCCGGCGCCUCGGCUGCGCAUUGGCAUCGCUGACGGCCGAGGCACAGUCACUGUGGGCGAGCGCUGCAUCCGAGAGCGAGAGGGACGAGGGGGUUUGUUUGUUUUUUUUUUAAAAAACAAACAAACAAAAUUGACAAAAAUAAAAACCGAGAGAGACCGUUAAAGAAAAGAAAAAAGAUCCCAGCGGGACCCGAUUGAUCGUUCCAAAGCUUUGCCUACGCCAGGCUUCUCCCCCCCAAACCACCCCCCCCCCCCCCAAAAAAAAAACAGUUUUCAAUCGAUCGAUCAGUUCGUUUGCUCGCCUGUGUGCUUGUGGCGUUGGGGUUCAUCUCGGAGGCCAGGACAGGGGAUGCGGGGACCGAGAGCCGGGGUCUGAAGGUGACAUGAACCCGGCGAUUCUCCGGAGCAGCCGGCGCACUUUGAACAGGAACUGGAGAUAACAGCCGAUCGAUCUCACUCACCGCCCGGGCUCUCCUGGAGUUUCUGCGCGACUUGCGUUUUUCCUUCUGCUUUUCUCCUCAAGAUCCCACCCAGGACAGCCGCCGAUUCCGUGUGACAAAACUUCCAAAGACCGUAAACGCAUAUUGACAACAACAACAACAAAAAAAAAACAAAACAGAGGUUUAGUCAAGUUGAGAAAAGGGAACGAUGGCAACCUUAAUCCGAAGUAAGAUCUCCAACAAGCUUUCCAACGCCGCCACCUCGGUGACCAACAAGUCGCAGGCGAAGGUGAGCGGCAUGUUCGCCCGGAUGGGGUUUCAGGCGGCCACGGACGAGGAGGCUCUGGGGUUCGUCGCCUGCGACGACCUGGACUACGAGCACCGGCAGGGGCUGCAGAUGGACAUCCUCAAGACGGACGAGGCCGGCGGGGAGGCGGGCGGGGAGCCGGCGGCGGAAGGGGACAGCCACUACCAGAGAGACGGCACGGGCCCGCCGCCCUCGGCCUCGAAAGACGGGGGGUUGUGCGCCGAGCUGGCGGCCCAGGACAAGCCGAAGAUCACGGCGUGGGAGGCGGGCUGGAACGUCACCAACGCCAUCCAGGGGAUGUUCGUCCUGGGGCUGCCCUACGCCAUCCUCCACGGCGGGUACCUCGGCCUCUUCCUCAUCAUCUUCGCCGCCGUGGUGUGCUGCUACACCGGCAAGAUCCUCAUCGCCUGCCUGUACGAGGAGAACGAGGACGGGGAGCUGGUGCGCGUCAGGGACUCCUACGUGGACAUCGCCAACGCCUGCUGCGCCCCACGCUUCCCCACGCUGGGCGGGCGGGUCGUGAACGUGGCGCAGAUCAUCGAGCUGGUGAUGACGUGCAUCCUGUACGUGGUGGUGAGCGGCAACCUGAUGUACAACAGCUUCCCGAACCUGCCGGUGUCCCAGAAGUCCUGGUCCAUCAUCGCCACGGCGGCGCUGCUGCCCUGCGCCUUCCUCAAGAACCUGAAGGCCGUGUCCAAGUUCAGCCUGCUGUGCACCCUGGCCCACUUCGUCAUCAACAUCCUGGUCAUCGCCUACUGCCUGUCCCGGGCGCGCGACUGGGCCUGGGACAAGGUCAAGUUCUACAUCGACGUCAAGAAGUUCCCCAUCUCCAUCGGCAUCAUCGUCUUCAGCUACACCUCGCAGAUCUUCCUGCCCUCCCUGGAGGGCAACAUGCACAAGCCCAGCGAGUUCCACUGCAUGAUGAACUGGACCCACAUCGCCGCCUGCAUCCUGAAGGGGCUCUUCGCCCUGGUGGCCUACCUCACCUGGGCAGACACCACCAAGGAGGUCAUCACAGACAACCUGCCCUCCACCAUCCGGGCGGUGGUCAACAUCUUCCUGGUGGCCAAGGCGCUGCUGUCCUACCCGCUGCCCUUCUUCGCGGCCGUGGAGGUGCUGGAGAAGUCCCUGUUCCAGGACGGGGCGCGGGCCGUGUUCCCCGACUGCUACGGGGGCGAUGGGCGGCUGAAGUCCUGGGGCCUCGGCCUGCGCUGCGCCCUGGUGGUCUUCACCCUGCUGAUGGCCAUCUACGUGCCCCACUUCGCCCUGCUCAUGGGCCUGACGGGCAGCCUGACCGGCGCCGGCCUGUGCUUCCUGCUGCCCAGCCUCUUCCACCUCAAGCUGCUCUGGCGGAAGCUGCUGUGGCACCACGUGUUCUUCGACGUCGCCAUAUUUGUAAUAGGGGGCAUAUGCAGCAUUUCCGGUUUCAUCCACUCCCUGGAGGGCCUCAUCGAGGCUUUCAGAUACAACAUCGAAGACUAAAAAAAAAAAACAACAACAACAACAACAACAAAAUAAAAUAAGACUGGACACGCACGCACACACACACACACCUCCGCACAAAUUCACUCACUGAUACCGACACUCACCCGCAACCAAACGUGUCGAGGAGUCUGGGCAGGCAAAAGGCAAACGAAAAAAAAAAACGACACAUAUCUCUCUCUCACUCUCAAGAGUGUAGGUUUACAGAGCAAAUCAACAACAACAACAACAACAACAACAAAAUAAAACACGCAGCAUUUCGCUCAUUCCGACUUGCAUACCGAAACGGAAAAAUGGGUGUCGCGUCGUCUUCGCCACACGAGUUCGGUUUUCCCCUUUCUUUCAUCCUUAGGUGUUUAAUCUCGAGAAGUCCCUCCUUUUCCCCGUAGGAACGCCGACGUCCCCCGACGGGCGAUUCUGCGCGGGUGUACCAAACAAUGUGGACUCACCGACGGGACGGGACACGAACAGAACCAGAGUUUCUGUGUCCGCGUCGAACAGAUUUUUUUUUUGGGGAGGGAAACGCAGGAAGGGCGGAAGUUAUGUUGCCUCGUGCCUGGCGUCUUCCGUCCCGGCGAUAACCUCGGGCCGAUACGCUCCGGGCGCACCGCAAGAUAUCCGAUAUGGGCGGGCAAAUAAAUACACUCGCGGUGCCACAGCAGUCGCGGCAUCCGCUGUAAACACGAGGAGAGGGGGAGAGAGAGACAAAAACUCAUUUAUUUUAAAGCUGCGCAUCGAGGCAAAUUAUUUAUGCAAAUAAGAUGAUCAACUGCACCACAGUGUAGUGAAAUGCGAGCUGCAAAGUAGACGACGAAGGUUUCAAAUCCUUUAAAAUGAAGCACCCUCUAUUCUCCGGCAUUAAUCUAAAACCUCACAGCGAAUCGCAGAAUCCAAAACGGUGGAAUUUAAUAUCUUGAAUACACAAUCGAUUUCCGGCACAACCUUAAAUAAUUCACAAUUGAGAACGCGUAUUCUUUAGCUAUAAAAACAAACAAACAAACAAACAAACAAAAAUAGCUUUAGCAUUCAGAUAAUAACAGGCGAUUUCUGAGGUUGCCUGAACGCCCGAAAAGAGUCAAUUUCGAUAGAAGUACAGAAACUGGAAACUCACAAAAUUCUCUCUACAAAGACGACGUCGCUUUACGGCCUAAUGAAUAGACCUAAUUAACCCCCCUCCCUUCCCGUCUCCGUCUUCUGUAAACUGAAUAAUAAUAUAGGAUGAGACUCAAGCACAAGCCCCGAUUCUGAAAUUCCUCUCUGAAAGUGACUGCAGUCCAGGUGCGCAGAGACGGACGAGUCUCCAUACACGGGAUUCGCGCUGAACAGCAUAAAUGAUCUCCUUACACCGCACGCUCAGUAGGGACAGACCGGAGGGAGACUGGGACAAUAUUUCCUUAUUUUCCCUGGAAAGUACUCUUUCCAGACCGUUUUUGUUUUGUUUGUUUUUCUUUAAAAAAAAUAUAAAUGCAUUUUAUUUUUCCCUCUACGAAUACGGUCUGGAAACCUAUCGGUUUCCGAAUUCAAAUGUUUUGGAUCGCAAAUGGUUAAAAGAGGCGGAGUUUUGUUUUUAAAAAAGAAGCAAGCAAGCAUAAAGACAUUUUUCAUUCUGUGCAAUUCAACGGGUCCUGUGGAAAUGUUAUUAAAAACGUAUGUGUGGUGUUAUUGUGGUCUCAAAAGAUGGAAUGUAUAUCACAAAAAUAAAAAAAAUCUAAACAUUUAUCGUGGAAAAAAAUAAUAUAUUGAAGAAUAAAUAACUGAAACAG